Molecule: messenger RNA, 1651 nt
Organism: Chanos chanos (milkfish)
Lineage: Eukaryota; Metazoa; Chordata; Actinopteri; Gonorynchiformes; Chanidae
Gene: ccndbp1
Product: cyclin D-type binding-protein 1
Exons: 11
Coding region: 45-1088 (347 amino acids)
Cellular component (GO): nucleus
Source: RefSeq, a predicted model, not a curated record
GGUGAUGAUUUUGAGGGUGUGAUUCCAUGUGACUGAAAGGUGAAAUGAGUGUUGACAAUUCCAAUUCAGAUGUUUUGGUCCCGUUACGGAAUCUCUGUAACUCGGUCAAGUGUAUCCGAGACCGAGUGAAAGAUGGUGAAUCAAAUGCAUCUGCAGGGGACUUUGACUUGUCUACUUUCUGGGACACACUGAGUCACUCUUAUCUUCUCAUUCUAACAGAUCAAGCAGUGAAGGUCACCUCACAGGAAGCUACCAAACUCAGCCUGGCCUUCUCCAAACCACCUCUUCCUUCACAUGAUGAUUGUGAAAAGCUAGCAGAAUCCAUUCAGAAGGCUGUAUUGACAUUGUCCACAAUAUAUUAUUGGUUGCCCAAGAGCCAAGGCAUUACUUUGCGUAAACUGGUGAGAGAUGGCACAGCAGACGUGCUGGAAGGUGUUGUUCAGCUGGUAGAGAUCCUACUUACUUCUCCCUUACAGAGUUUGUCCCAGGAGCAGCUGACCUCCACUGGAGGAGUGUGGGCAUCCUGUGACCAGUUCAGCCAUCUACCCAGAGAUAACAAGGCUGCGGUGCUGGGAGUGUUGGCUUCCUGCUCUGGAAUGGUGAAGGAUGCCAUAGAGGAGAUUGAACAGGCUCUUGCCGAGAGCCAGGAUCCGUUUGGCGAUAUCCUGGAUGUGGAGGACUUGGACGCCCGUGGAAACCAGGACACGCACUGGUCUGAGUUAGACCGGCAGCUCAUUGGUUACUGCCGUGGCCUGAUGAAAGCAUCCGCUGCCUGUCUAAGGAAACUCUCGGCAGCCGUGCGGACCAAUGGGAAUUUAGACACAGAGGAAAACAUUGCUCAGCUGGAUGACCUUGCUGAUGCUGCACACGAAAUAAGCCCAAGUGUUGAUGAUCUGGCUCUCACACUCUACCCACCUGUAGACUACAGUACAGUGGAGCAGAAUGCGUGUAGGCUUACGUUGGAGAUGAAAAGGAUCCUGGGAGUCAUCAGGGGUUGUCAUGUGUGCUUGGAAGCAGACCUGAACUGGGUACAGUUUCUAGAGGGUGCUCUCGAUCACAACCUGGAAAAGAUCAAAUCUCUGAUUUAGAGCCCCUCAUGAGAAAGACAAGAACCUCCACUGUGAAGUGAACUGCAGUGACCUCACAGAGGUGUUGUGUAAUUGUGUGUGUGUGUGUGUGUGUGUGUGUGCGCGCAUUCUGCCAUUCCUCUCAAGCUUCUCACACCCUCCUUGACAGCUCCCUGACUGACAGUACAAAGUGAGUUACUGCAAGCCAAACAUUUGCGAAAUUGCAAACAUGUAAUUUUCAAAAAUGCAGGCCUCAUAAAACUAUGGGAAUACUAAUAUAAAAUCUGUAACACAGCGUUUUGUUUUUUGUCACAAUGACUGGUUUGACGUUUUUCUCUGCAGUUUUAACUUUUUUCUCAUUUCCAGUGUCUUGAUGUGCUUUUUAUUUUUCUUACUGCCAUCAUACACACUAAAACCAUUCACGCACGUCAUACCAUUCAUAUAACAGUCAGUCAACAUCCCUCUCUGAGUGUCAGUGUGAAGGGUGUGAGUGAAAAGAGUACAAGACAGAGAAAAAUGAACUUUCUUUCAGUAGAGGGAAAGAUACAUUUUCUCAUACAAAAGGCUUUUUGUGAGGAUAUGUA